Messenger RNA from Culex quinquefasciatus (southern house mosquito), 432 nucleotides. RefSeq lists its product as uncharacterized. Bases 22 to 432 code for a protein of 136 amino acids. NCBI's taxonomy places the organism in Eukaryota, Metazoa, Arthropoda, Insecta, Diptera, Culicidae. The record is from RefSeq and is a predicted model, not a curated record. The transcript is spliced from 2 exons.
AUCGAUCCAUCAUUCCGGACCAUGCUGAAGCCGAUCGAUGGAGGACGCUACGAGACCAAGUUCGAAAUUCUGGACAUGUACCAGUUCAAGGUGGACUCCGACCGCAGCUGUACUCUAAGACGCAGGUCUCACACCCAUUACGAGCGGUUCAUCCCGAGCAUCUACGUACUACGAGAUUACGGAACUGCUGGUGGAACAAGGGUUGAAGUGUAUUUCACUGCACGAGGCUUCCGCCAAAGGCAAGCCCAAAACUCGUUAAUCGUUGAUCAAGCGCAGCGCUUAAGUUACAAGACAAACCGACGGUGCUGGACCCGGUGCAAAGUAGGCAAUCGAAAACCGAACCUGCUACGGGCAAUUCACCCUACUUUAAAGAAUAUCGAUAAGUGUCAGUCGACAACAUCAACUACAAGAAAGUGCAUGGUUGCAACAUGA